Echinostoma caproni is the source of this 879-nucleotide messenger RNA. The record is from the annotation of a GenBank genome assembly. Lineage: Eukaryota; Metazoa; Platyhelminthes; Trematoda; Plagiorchiida; Echinostomatidae.
AUGAUGUUCACAAAUCAAGGAAUGAUGUUUAAUGACUAUCAGUUGGAGCAACAGUCUUUUCGUGACUUAAACCGUCACGAGAAGAGCUUGGGACUGCUCACCGAAAAGUUUGUGCAGCUAUUAAAAGAAGCUCCGGAUGGAAUUCUAGAUUUGAAAAUGGCCGCAGACUUCUUGGCCGUACGUCAGAAGCGUCGUAUCUACGACAUCACUAACGUCUUAGAAGGCAUUGGAUUAAUAGAGAAACGGACAAAGAAUAGUAUACAAUGGAAAGGUGGAAGUGCAGCAACCAACGGGCCAGAUAUCCAGGCCCGUCUAGAUGAACUUCAAGCAGAGGUGGAGUAUUUAGAAAAUCUCGAAAAGAAAGUCGAUGAACACAAAUCCAAAGUUCUCCAAUCGUUAAAAAAUGUUCAAGAGGAUUUGGAUAAUUUGCAAUACGCAUAUGUGACGCAUCAAGAUCUGAUUAAUAUCUUCCAAGAUCGCACCAUGCUUGUGAUCCGUGCCCCACCGGGCACACGUCUUGAAGCCCCAGUUCCAGAGAAUCCGGGUGAACAACCUGUCCAAUCACUUUUCUCUUUGAAGAGUUCGUACAAGGUCCAUGUCAAAAGCUACACCACUCCCAUCCAUGUGCUUCUGGUCAAUCAAGAGGAGGGCAACGACCGGGCCCGUGUUAUGCCAGUGACCGGGACUGCGGACACGUUGAGUCGCCGAACGGCCAACGGAGGUGCAGGUAUGAAAGAAAAUGCCCUUGUCAGCCCGUUGCUACCGCUAAGCCCACCUCCGAACGAGUGCGACUUCAGCUACAGCCUUGAUGACACAGAAGGAGCAUGUGACUUGUUCGAUGUACCAAUUGCUGUCCCCAGUACCACUUCCAGUAACUAA